AGCAUGAAGGCUGGUAUCUGCGAUCAAACGACAGAUUACAUCAUGUCGGAGAACUCUUGGCUGAUGUUCACUUGUGAGGGUUACAAAGUCAACUGUGACAACCUUGAAGAAGGUUUCCUCAAGUCCAAGCUUUUGGUUCUGGCUUUCAAGGCCAUCUUUACAUCACCUUCUUCUGCGAAGGAAGCUGAUGGCGAUGGUGAUGGAGCCGACAUUCUUGAGAACACCAGGCGUGCCCGGCAAAAAUCAGAUCAUACUAAGGUAAAAAUGUGCGUUGCCUUGAUCAUCAACAUGCGAAAGGUCACGCCUCGUGCCAUCGCAUAUGUCAUUUGUCAAGUACGUUUCACUCUAUCAGGUGUCUCAUCAUGGCGCACCAUGGACAGCGACUUUGAUUAUGAAGUCUUC
This is a messenger RNA of Suillus fuscotomentosus, 402 nucleotides long. RefSeq lists its product as uncharacterized. NCBI's taxonomy places the organism in Eukaryota, Fungi, Basidiomycota, Agaricomycetes, Boletales, Suillaceae. The annotation marks the transcript as partial. The transcript is spliced from 3 exons. The record is from RefSeq and is a predicted model, not a curated record.